AUAGAAAAAUUUAGUUUAUUUAUUAAGGAUUUUAAAUUCCCUGGAAAAUUUACUAGGCACUGAUGCCAGAUGCCACAAUAGGACAAAGAUACUAUCAGCGACAACUGGUGGCUAUUUUCAACACAUUGGACACUCUGCAACUUAUUCGAGUCACCCCCGUGCAUGAAGAUAACCAUGAUAACCAUGGAAACGUAGGAAACAUAAAUAUAACCUCAAAUUUAUGAUUGCCAUUUAUAAAAAUUUUAGUUGAGGCUUUUUUCAUGCUAAUUCCAAACAUCGACAUUAUUUAAUACAUUUUCUUAAAACUUUGUUUUUUUUAUAAGUUUAUUCAGUGCAUUGACAAUUUUACCGACAAUUGCAUGUCCGUGUCAAGGAAAAAUGAGUAUUCUAUACGCUACCCGUGAAGGAUGGAUUGUUUGCCAUCCUAAAUACAUUAAUGAAAUGUAUGCAAAAGUUAAUAAUAGAAACAAGAAUGACUUUUUCUUUUCGUUACAAUUUAAUAAAGACUUGUUUAAUAUAAAUUCGAAAUAUUUGCGACAAAAUCAGUUGAAAAGUAUGAGUUUUUCAAAAUUUAAGAGAAAAAAGAGGAAAAGAGCAAAUUUACUUAAUGACGAUUUCUUAAAAGAAGUAAAACAUGUAAAAGAAAUGUUUUCGAAUUUGAUGAAUUCUUCGGAUUCGAAGAAGAUAUUUUCAAAACCUGUUGAUUUAGAUAAUAAUGAAGCUGCACUCGCGAUGUCACGACAAUUAUAUCAAAGUAAUCAAAAAUUAUUUAAUGAAUCUUUUAUUGAAGGUUCUUACAAUGGUGAAGAAUCAAUAAUUUCUGUAAUUGAAAACGAAGAAUUUGUGUUACCAAAAAAUUGUGAAUAUUUUUGCUUCGAUGUUCGUCAGUUAAGUCAAAAACUACAAUUUAAAAAUCAGUUUGAUUUUAUUCUCAUGGAUCCUCCAUGGUGGAAUAAAUCUAUUCGAAGAAAGAAAACAAAAUUUAUAGAAUCUAGCUACAAAAUGAUGUAUAAUGAAGAGGUGGCUAAGUUACAAAUUGGAAAGUUAAUAAGCAAAAAAGGAAUUAUUGCAGUUUGGUGUACAAAUUCAGCCAGUAAUUUGCGUUGUAUUUUAGAUGAAAUGUUUCCUUCAUGGGGCGUAAAAUUCAUAGCGAAAUGGUAUUGGAUAAAAGUUACAAUGUCAGGCGAAACUGUUUGUGAUUUCAGUGAAACGCACGGUAAACAGCCUUAUGAAUUAUUAAUAAUCGGGGCAAGCGAAUCAAAUUCAGAAAUUCCCAUGGAAAAAUUGAUUGUCAGUGUUCCAAGUGCAAUGAAUUCUCACAAACCUCCUCUUGCAGAAAUCAUCGCUCCAUAUUUAAAGGAAAAUCCGAAGUGCCUAGAAAUUUUUGCAAGAUAUUUGCUGCCCAAUUGGACGAGUUUUGGUUAUGAGGCUUUAAAAUUUCAACACAUCUCCUUUUUUACACGUUCGUGAAGGAAUCAAAGAAGCAA
Leptopilina heterotoma is the source of this 1487-nucleotide messenger RNA. It is a transcript of the gene Mettl4, whose product is annotated as N(6)-adenine-specific methyltransferase METTL4. The coding region runs from base 379 to 1470 and encodes 363 amino acids. Gene Ontology annotation, cellular component: nucleus; RNA N6-methyladenosine methyltransferase complex. The record is from RefSeq and is a predicted model, not a curated record. Gene Ontology annotation, molecular function: nucleic acid binding; methyltransferase activity. The transcript has 5 exons. NCBI's taxonomy places the organism in Eukaryota, Metazoa, Arthropoda, Insecta, Hymenoptera, Figitidae.